AUGGGAUCCAUAAGUGCAGCAAAUGCAGAAUUUUGCUUUGAUAUGUUCAAAGAGCUGAAAGUUCACCAUGUCAAGGAGAACAUUUUCUACUCUCCCCUGAGCAUCAUUUCAGCCCUGACCAUGGUCUAUAUGGGAGCAAGAGGUAACACUGAAUCUCAGAUGGAGAAGGUUCUUCACUUUGAUGAAAUUGCAGGACUUGGAGGAACUAUUUACACCAAGUGUGGCAAGUCUGUGAACAUCCAUAUACUAUUUAAAGAACUUCUCUCUGAUAUCACUGCACCAAAAGCCAAUUAUUCACUCUACAUUGCCAACAGACUCUAUGCUGAAAAGACAUGUCCAAUCCUACCGAUAUACUUAAAAUGUGUGAAGAAACUGUACAGAGCAGGUCUGGAAAUGAUCAACUUCAAAACAGCAUCAGAUCAAGCUAGACAGCUUAUUAAUGCCUGGGUGGAAAAUCAGACAAAUGGACACAUCCAAGACUUCCUUGAACCAGGCUCUGUUGACCUCGAUACUGCACUGCUUCUCGUAAAUGCCAUUUACUUCAAAGGGAUGUGGAAGAAAGCGUUCAGGGAAGAAAACACUCAGGAAGCGCUCUUCAGCGUCACAGAGCAAGAAAGCAAGCCUGUGCAAAUGAUGUAUCAGAAUGCUACAUUCAAAGUAGCAGUGGUGGCUGCUGAGAAAAUAAAAGUUCUGGAGCUUCCAUAUGCCAGUGGAGACCUGAGCAUGUUGGUGCUGCUGCCUGAGGACGCCUCCAGCCUGGAGCAGCUGGAGAGCACAAUCAGCUUUGAAAAACUAACUGAGUGGACCAGUCCCAAUAUGAUGGAAAAGAAGACAGUGAAAGUGUACCUCCCCCGCAUGAAGAUUGAGGAAAAAUAUAAUCUCACCUCUGUCUUAAUGGCUUUGGGCAUGACCGACCUGUUCAGCCCUUCGGCCAAUCUGUCCGGCAUCUCCGCGGCAGAGGCUCUGAAGAUGUCGCAGGCUCUCCACAAGGCAUCCAUGGAAGUCAGUGAAGCAGGCACUGAGGUGGCAGGCUCAACCGGGGCUCUGGGGGAGAUCAAACAUUCCCCUGUGCCUGAGGAGUUCAGAGCCGACCACCCGUUCCUCUUCUUGAUCAAGCACAACCCAACCAACAGCAUCCUCUUCUUUGGCAGAUAUUUUUCCCCUUAA
Messenger RNA from Rhea pennata, 1167 nucleotides. RefSeq names its product ovalbumin-like. Gene Ontology annotation, biological process: negative regulation of endopeptidase activity. The transcript has 7 exons. The coding region runs from base 1 to 1167 and encodes 388 amino acids. The record is from RefSeq and is a predicted model, not a curated record. NCBI's taxonomy places the organism in Eukaryota, Metazoa, Chordata, Aves, Rheiformes, Rheidae. Gene Ontology annotation, molecular function: serine-type endopeptidase inhibitor activity.